Molecule: messenger RNA, 2959 nt
Organism: Schistocerca gregaria
Lineage: Eukaryota; Metazoa; Arthropoda; Insecta; Orthoptera; Acrididae
Exons: 3
Coding region: 604-2829 (741 amino acids)
Source: RefSeq, a predicted model, not a curated record
ACACUUGAAUUUGGACGUCUGUAAUGGCGAGAUAACAUGUUACGAGAGAGAAAACUCGUCGCUGGGGGAGUAAUAACUGUUAUUGCUUUCCACUUGCUUUCUCUCUUGGAGUAAAAGAAGCGAUACGCUCAAUACACAUGGAAUAAUUCGACAGAUCAGUAGGUCUUUGUAAUCUCUGUGUCAGUGAAGUCAUUGACUGAACUGCAUGUAUAGUUGCGGGAAGUUUUGACUCAAAAAUGGAUCAAAAUUACUUGGCUCAUUUUCUUCCCAUAGUGUGCAGUUACAACUAUCGUCAGUAAUCUGUAUACCAUGCUUCGUUUCACAUUAAGACCAACAAUGGCUAAGACCAAGCAUUUGUCCUGUAUGAAAUUGUCAUCUUGAAGACACGUUUCUCUGUACCUAACGUUACUGUGUCUGCAAAUGAAAUACAAGUUGCAAUGCCUUCUGAUGCCACAAAUGGCGAAAUAGAUUCAUUACGCCCAGAAGUUCAUCUUGAGCCAUCUACGAUUGCUAUUUUUCUCUGGAGAGAGUGAUGUAGAGGUCUGCGGAUUGCGCGCAGCCUAACGGUGCAUUAACGCACGCUCGCCAGUCAGCCUAUCUGGAAUGCUGACAAUUCGCUUUGUCAGUAGACCCACGUCUGGCCGCACUGCGACGCAGAGGAUAUCAUGGGGAAAGCUGAUGACUAUAAUACAGAUGCAGAAGCCUCUUGUGGAUGACUAUAUCUCUCAAAGAAGAAAGGUACAACCUAUACAGGAAGUCAACAUAGGGGACAGUGUUAACCCUUUUAGGGCUGAAAUUGUGAAGUUAAUUCAUGCUUUGCAGCUUACUGGCCGCUUUACGAAUACUAAUACUGCACCACAGGAAAUUACUAGGGAAAUUAAUAGAGUAAUAGAUCCAUACAAAGUAAGCUUAUAUGAUAAUGAUCAUCAGACAGGACGUGAAAUUACAGUAAGUAAAAAAUCUAGAAAUACCAAAUGGGGUGUGAAAAAUUUUGGAAUGGCAAGCAAAAUGCAUGAAGUUUCUGAAGAAAGUCAUCUCCUCAACACUUACAAUGAUGCAGGUGGAGGACAGAACAGUGGUCCAUUUUCAUUUACUUUCAAUGUCCACAGUGAAGGAAUAACGAAAGGCCACCAAAGUGAACAGCUAAAUGAGCUAAAUAUAGACACUGCAACUUACAGAAAUGAUUAUAAUUCAUAUUUAAUAGCACGGUAUGAAAGUGAAUAUGGUGAUGUAAACCUCUUAAGCACAAAGAAUGGUGAAUUCAGUAAGUUACAUGAUAAUGAUGAAGAAGAAGCAGCUCAGUAUGUCGAACAUGAUAUGCAUGUAGUGAAGAAAAACAGCUCUGAUCACCUGUGUACAUUCUCCAAAAAUAAAAGUGAAAAUAGAGGUACCUCUAGCAGUUUGUGUGAUAAUACUAAUCAGAAGUUGCAAACAUGCAAGUCAAAAGGCAAUGGCAUUCACUGUGAUGAACAAACCUCAAGCCAGAUUGUUAAAAAGGUGUCACAGCAUUACCACCCAGAAACAUGUGGAAAGUGGGAGGAAAAGCCCUUAGGAGCUAAUUUAUACCCUACUUAUUCGGUUAUCUGUGCAGAUAGCUCUUCUGAACAUUUAGCCUGGAUGUCACAUAAAAAUGAAAGAGAUUAUACCUACAACAAAAUGCAAGAAAGGCCAGUGGCAGAUGAACAAAAGGAGCCUCUCAGUGAGGUAACAGAUUCUGAAAGUGUUUGUGAGCUGUACAGAAUGAAAGAAAAAUCAUAUAACAACAACUCAGUGGAUUCGGCAUUAAAAGGUAAUAGUCCUAAUAAUAAAAUACUUGUGACUGAUGAUCAGCUUCACUUGCACCCAGUAGCAGGUUCACCAUCACAAUUUAUAAAUUUAGAACAUGUUAUGGAUGAAAGAACAUAUGUGACUAGAGGCAGUUCCAAGAAAUAUUCUUCACUCUCUGGAAAUACUGCAGAGUAUCACUUUCAAAAUUUCAUUCAGCCAGAAGAUGAGAAUAACAUCCAGAUGCUGCUUGAGCAUAAUCUCUCUUCUGGCUGCAAAUCUACACAUUAUAAAAGUAUUCAUGAGGUAAAUGCAGUACCAGACUGUAUAUUAGAGGAUACACUUGGCGAUCAAAGCAGACAACAGAUCCAAGAAAACAUUGUGGAUAAAAAUGAGGAAACUGAAACUAGUGUAUUGGAACAUAGAUACCAAAUAAUGAGCAGUUCAAGUGACAGUUUGAAUGAUAAGAAGGAAACUGUAUCUGGGAGAAAACCAGUUUUGCAGACAUUUCAUCAAGUUAAUGACAUUCAACAACAUUUGAAUAAUGCAACUAGUUGUAAUAAUACUGCUGUUAGUAACAGCAUCAGUACAUCAUAUGUCAAUAGAGCUGCUGCUGAAUAUCAAAACAAAAACUCAAGUAAUACAUUUUCCAAUAAGAAGGUAUACUGGAGCUCUGUGGGACUAAUCAUUGAAGACCUGAUUGAUUCAAAUAUUCUGCCUGUAGCAGGACAGUCUGAUAUGACAUUGACCGAACCACAAGAUUCAAAAGCUGACAAAAAGUCUUUUACUCUAUAUGAUGAUAAAAAUACAAGAGAUCAAAUUAUAGACAUUGGAAACACCAACAGCUCCACAUCAUACAUAACUGAUGGGACUGAGGAUACUUCUUUCAUAACUGAACCCGAUGUAAAGUGUUCCACAGAUCUAUUAGGAAAAGGCAGGUCGCCCUCUGGAAAAUUACUUUCAGAGGGUACUUCUGAUAAAAGUAAAAAAACAACAAAUUCACAACCAAAAAGAUCAUUUUUUAAAUCACUGCAACGACUCUUUCGUUUUUCACGAAAACAUUAAUUUGUUUGUAUGCCCAAAGGAAAGACAUAUAAAACAAAAAGAGUGUAAAUGGAAAUCCAAAUCAAUUAAAUACUUAAAAUAUUUCUUAAAGUUUCUGAAUGACAAAUAUACUGGUUUCACCACAGACAAA